Molecule: messenger RNA, 2962 nt
Organism: Falco peregrinus (peregrine falcon)
Lineage: Eukaryota; Metazoa; Chordata; Aves; Falconiformes; Falconidae
Gene: MMP15
Product: matrix metallopeptidase 15
Exons: 10
Coding region: 324-2267 (647 amino acids)
Biological process (GO): extracellular matrix organization; collagen catabolic process; proteolysis
Cellular component (GO): extracellular matrix
Molecular function (GO): metalloendopeptidase activity; zinc ion binding
Source: RefSeq, a predicted model, not a curated record
AGCCGAGCCGCGCUGCGCCGCCGCGCCCGCGUCCCUCCGCCCCGCGCCGCGCCGCGCCGCCAGCGGGCAGGGCACGGGAGCCGAGCCGCGCCGCGGGGGCCGCCCAUGCGCCCUGCGCGGCCGGCCUGAUCUCGCACACAAAGGCGGGCCGGGAGGCGACGGGCCGCGCCUGGCAGCGCCGCCCAUGCACCGUGUGCAGCCCCCCGCGGCGGCCCGGGCCCGGGCCAUGAGGGCGGUGUAGCUCCGACACCGCCGCGCUCGGCCCGGCCCGGCCCGGCCCGGCGCGGCUUGGGGCAGCCGCAAACCGGCGGCGGCGGCGCGGCAUGGCAGGAGGUGGCGGCGCCCCCUGCCGGGCGGGCGGAGCGCUGCGAGCGGGCGGGCGGGCGCCGCUGCGGGUGCUGCUGGCGCUGCUGCUGGCGGCGGCGGCGGCGGGCGAGGAGAUCAACGCGGAGGCAUGGCUGCGGCUCUAUGGCUACCUGCCGCAGCCCAGCCGGCAGAUGUCCACCAUGCGCUCAGCUCAGACCUUCUCCUUGGCCCUCGCUGAGAUGCAGAAGUUUUACGGCAUCACCGUCACCGGUGUCCUGGACGAGGAGACCAAGGCGUGGAUGAAACGUCCCCGCUGUGGGGUGCCAGACCAGUUUGGGGCACGGACAAAGUCCAACAUGCGGCGGAAGCGGUACGCACUGACAGGGCGGCGCUGGAGCCAGAGUCAUCUCACUUUCAGCAUCCAAAACUACACGGAGAAGCUGGGUCGGUACCACUCGUAUGAGGCUGUCCGCCGAGCUUUCCAGGUGUGGGAGCAAGCCACUCCGCUGGUUUUCCGGGAAGUGCCCUUCGAGGACAUCCGGCAGAAGCGGAAGAAGGAGGCAGACAUCAUGGUGCUCUUCGCCUCUGGCUUCCAUGGAGACAGCUCCCCCUUCGACGGCGUCGGGGGAUUUUUGGCUCACGCCUAUUUUCCUGGUGCUGGCAUGGGGGGGGACACGCAUUUCGAUUUGGACGAGCCCUGGACACUGGAGAACACGGAUGUGUCUGGGAACAACCUUUUCUUGGUGGCCGUGCACGAGCUGGGGCACUCGCUGGGCUUGGAGCACUCCAGCAAUCCCAGCGCUAUCAUGGCCCCCUUCUACCAGUGGAUGGACACGGAGAACUUCCAGCUGCCCGAGGAUGACCUCAAGGGCAUCCAGCAGCUGUACGGUACUGUGGAUGGGCACCCUCAGCCCACCAAGCCUUUGCCCACCGUUACACCCCGGAGACCUGGCAGGCCAGAACAGAGACCCCCUAAGCCACCCCCUCCAAGGAAACCAGAGCGACCCCCCAAACCUGGCAGUCCAGACCGACCUGACCAGUACGGCCCCAACAUCUGUGACGGGAACUUUGACACAGUGGCAGUGCUGCGUGGGGAGAUGUUUGUGUUCAAGGGCCGGUGGUUCUGGAGGGUCCGGCAUAACCGGGUGCUGGACAACUACCCCAUGCCCAUCGGGCACUUCUGGCGGGGCCUCCCCGGGGACAUUGAUGCUGCCUAUGAGAGGCAUGAUGGGAAGUUUGUCUUCUUUAAAGGUGACCGGUACUGGCUCUUCCGAGAAGCCAACCUGGAGCCUGGGUACCCACAGCCCCUGGUCACCUACGGGCAGGGCAUCCCCUAUGACAGCAUCGACACGGCCGUCUGGUGGGAACCCACGGGGCACACCUUCUUCUUCCGUGGCGACAGAUACUGGCGCUUUAAUGAGGACACCCGCUCAGUGGACCCUGGGUACCCGAAGCCCAUCUCCGUCUGGGUGGGCAUCCCUCCGUCACCCAAGGGUGCCUUCCUCAGCCCAGAUGCCUCCUCCACCUACUUCUACAGAGGCACAAAGUACUGGAAAUUUGACAACGAGCGGCUCAAGACAGAACCAGGUUAUCCCAAAUCCAUCCUACGGGACUUCAUGGGCUGUCAUACGGAGCUGGUCCCAGACCCUCAUCCCCGCUGGCCUGAUGUGGACCGACCCCCCUUCAACCCCGAUGGGGAUGAGCGGGCUGAAGGCAAAGAGGAGGAGGAGGAGGAAGAUGAGGAAGAUUACAGCAAGGGUGGCCGCCAGCCAGGCGGGGACGUGGAUGUUGUGGUGCAGAUUGAUGAGUACACACGCACCAUGAGCGUCGUUAUGGUGCUGGUGCUGUUGGUGCUGCUGCUCUGCAUCCUCGGCCUCAUCUACGUCAUUGUCCAAAUGCAGAGGAAGGGUGCACCCCGAAUGCUCUUAUACUGCAAGCGCUCCUUGCAGGAGUGGGUCUGACCCUGGCUCCCUCCCCAAACUGCCCCCACCACCAUGGUGCUAACAAGGGACCUGACCUCCCCCUCCCCAUGGCCCACCCCAUGGCCUUAGCACCUCUGUCCCAUUGUUGCUUGAUGUCUCCAGCCUUAGAAAAGGGGAGGUAUGCCCACCCCUCCCAGCCCCCUCUAGAGCAGCCAAGCUGGGACCAGGGGCUGGUCACAGGGAGGGGGCUGGAAGGACAAUUCAGGUCCUGCCUGCUCCCCGGUACCUGCACCCCCCACCAGCCAUGACCCUCAGGUUGCCACCCAUCAUGUUGCACCUGCCUCUGCCACAGGGUCCCAGCAGGGUCCCUUCCUCCUGCUUGAACCUGCUGCGGCUGUGCCUGUGCGGCAGGGGGGGUGGCGAGCAGGUUGGGGGCUGCUAGUGAGUGCCAUGAGCUGGCAGGUCUCAGCUGCCAGCACCCGCAAUGGCACGGAAGAGCGAGAGGAAGGGAGGGCUGAGCUAGAGACCAUGGUUCCUGUUGAAGUGGGGGAUGUGGUGCCUAAAGACAGUGUGAGGGGCAAAAGACACCACUGCUGCAACCCCCUGUGGGCUCAGCUCAGCCUGGACCCUGCCGCCACUGUGGGGUGAAGCCCUGGGGACACGCAGUCCUGUGGGCAGGCGGUGGCCGUGGCCAUGGCCAUUUGUACGCGCAUUAAAGGGGUCAGGUGCGUGGA